Molecule: messenger RNA, 1872 nt
Organism: Mucor velutinosus
Lineage: Eukaryota; Fungi; Mucoromycota; Mucoromycetes; Mucorales; Mucoraceae
Exons: 8
Coding region: 1-1872 (623 amino acids)
Cellular component (GO): plasma membrane
Molecular function (GO): sucrose:proton symporter activity
Source: RefSeq, a predicted model, not a curated record
AUGACUCGGAUAGAGCGAAACUUGCCCGAUGUAUAUAACGAACCUCAUUUAUUUGACCCGCCGAGCAAUGCAUACGACAAUAAUCAAGACGACGAAGCAAGAGCACCAAUGCUGCCUUCAGUAGCAGCUAACACACUUGCAAACUCUGACAAUAACGAAUCUUACAUCCGUGGACCUACUAAUACUCUCAAAAUUAUAUUCUUGACGCUCUGUUUGGCAGGGCUUCAGUUUACAUGGACAGUAGAGAUGGCUUAUGGUACACCAUACUUGCUCUCGCUGGGCUUAUCGAAAUCAUAUAUGUCACUGGUGUGGAUUGCUGGACCAUUAUCAGGUCUCAUCAUGCAACCCAUAGUCGGGGUUAUCUCUGAUGGCUGUAGAUCAAAAUGGGGACGACGAAGGCCAUUCUUGGUUGGAGGCAGCAUCAUUGUGGUGUUGAGUUUGUUGGCAAUCGGAUGGACUCGAGAGCUUACACGGCUUUUGACUAAUUCAGAGGAGGGAGACACGUUCAAGACGGUGUCGAUUAUCAUUGCCAUUGCGUCAAUCUACGCUUUGGAUUUCAGUGUGAAUUGUGUUCAAGCAUCUUGUAGAGCAUUAAUUGUCGAUUCGUUACCAUCGUCGCAACAAGAGGAUGGCACUGCGUGGGCAGGAAGAAUGGUUGGGUUAGGGAACGUAGCUGGCUAUUUUAUGGGAUAUGCCGACCUGGUUCGAGUGUUUCCUUUCUUUGGAAAUACCCAGUUGAAAGUGCUCUGCGUCUUUGCUACCAUUGUACUUUUGGGCUGUGAUUUCAUCACAUGUUAUGCAGUGAAAGAGAAAGUGUUCAAUGUUGAUUAUACCAACGGAUCUAGAAAGAAGAGAUCUCCUUUUGCACUAUUUUCAGACAUUUUUCGAAACAUUUGGCAUCUCCCCAAGCCAAUUCAGCGCAUUUGUAACGUGCAAUUCUUUGCUUGGAUAGGGUGGUUUCCAUUUCUUUUCUAUUCCACCACCUGGGUCGCAGAAAUCUACAACAACUCGUCAUUAGGCGACGACACUGUACAGGAUAAAGUGGGUCAAGCCACACGAGCUGGGUCGUUUGCAUUCCUAGUGUACUCUUUGGUGUCCUUGUCCUCUUCAUUUGUGAUACCAUUGUUUGUAUCGCCAUCCUCAACGAAAUACGAACAGGAGAAUAGUAUUUACACCUUUCGGCUGUUCGGGAAAAGAGAGUUCAAGUUGUCUUGUCUCUCUUACCUGAAACUCUCGUUCUUGACACUUCCGCGUGCAUGGACAUUGAGCCAUUUCAUAUUCUGCAUAUGUAUGUUGUCCACCAUUUUCGUCUCUGAUGUUACAGCAGCGGCAAUCGUCAUUGGAUUUUGUGGCCUCAGUUGGGCUAUUUCCAUGUGGGCACCCUUCUCCUUGCUUGGAGAAUACAUCUCGGAACAAGAAGCGAAUUUGGGUAGCAAUGGAGAGCAGCCCAAUGGCUUUCAUUAUCACCCGGAGAUGAUGGCGUCGAGAACUAGUAUAGGCGGCGUUGGCAUCAUUGGCACAGAACCAGCUAUAUACCACCCCGUGUCUACUGAGGAGGAAGAUAUUGAGAUGCUGGGUAUCAAGCAGCCAGAUCAACAAGAACAUGCUCAGACAAAUGGAGAGACAAGCGAAGCUCCAAGUAUACCAAGCCAGUCUGACAACAACCCACCUGCUGCUGGUGUGCUCUUGGGGAUUCACAACAUGUACAUUGUUCUCCCUCAGUUUCUGGUGACAUUUCUUAGUAGUAUUGUAUUUCGCAUUCUAGAAAGUAGUGAAGGGUCCACUGAUACCAUUGGCAUUAUAUUACGAGUUGGUGCUGUGAUGGCUGGUGUAGCUGGUUUCAUCAGUUUGAAGAUUGGAAACGAGUGCUAG